Cylicostephanus goldi is the source of this 698-nucleotide messenger RNA. The record is from the annotation of a GenBank genome assembly. NCBI's taxonomy places the organism in Eukaryota, Metazoa, Nematoda, Chromadorea, Rhabditida, Strongylidae.
AUGCGGUCAAAGAUUGUCACAAUAGGUAUUGCACCAUGGGGAGUGAUCAAGCGGAAAGAGCGAUUGGUAGCCAAGGAUGCUCAGAUCCAGUACGACCCACAUGCUUUUGGUUCGUCCAGUGGUCUAGGUGUGCUGAACGAUCACCACUCCUACUUCCUACUUGCUGACAAUGGGACAACCUCCAGGUAUGGCGCAGACCUUCACCUUAGGCAGAACCUCGAGGAACAUCUGGCCAAAGGGGAAGCGAACGUCUCCCGGAAGAUUCCUGUAGUGUGCGCUGUCCUGGAAGGUGGAACAAGUACCCUUAAGGCUGUCCAUCAGUACUUAACCCGGGAACCCAAAAUCCCGGUGAUUGUAUGCGACGGCAGUGGGAGAGCUUCGGACCUUAUAGCGUUUGCUAGCAGAUAUUUGGACGCAGAUGGAACGCUACCCGCCGAAGUACGGGAAGAGUUGCUCUGCCUGAUAUCUACGGUGUUUCCGGAUGCUCCACGAACUCCUGAGCAAAUUCUUGAGGUCAUUUUGGAAUGCGCUAGGAAAAGGGAUUUGGUGGGAUCACAAAGUUAUCUCCAACUGACACUGUCUUGGAAUCGGGUAGACGUUGCCAGGUCGUGUCUUUUUGCUGGUGGACGUCACUGGCCUAUCCACGCCCUUCACUCAGCGAUGAGCGACGCUCUCCGACUGAAUCGGGUUAGUUGAUU